Molecule: messenger RNA, 4709 nt
Organism: Bombyx mori (domestic silkworm)
Lineage: Eukaryota; Metazoa; Arthropoda; Insecta; Lepidoptera; Bombycidae
Gene: Syti
Product: synaptotagmin I
Exons: 11
Coding region: 388-1677 (429 amino acids)
Biological process (GO): regulation of dopamine secretion; regulation of calcium ion-dependent exocytosis; calcium ion-regulated exocytosis of neurotransmitter
Cellular component (GO): synaptic vesicle membrane; plasma membrane; exocytic vesicle
Molecular function (GO): calcium-dependent phospholipid binding; calcium ion binding; phosphatidylserine binding
Source: RefSeq, a predicted model, not a curated record
UUUAUUUAUUUAUUGCCUUUGUAGGCAGACGAGCAUACGGCCCGCCUGAUGGUAAGUGGUCACCGUCGCUCAUGGACGUCAGCAAUGCCAGGGGCAAAGCCAAGCCGCUGCCUACAAAAAUGCUGAUAUCAUUUUAAAGGUUUUUUUUAAUCGUAUACUUUUCAUGAGUUAUUUAUUAACGCUUUCAUCGAUCGAAAGCGACUCCAAUAUGGCUACGAACGAGAACGGCGCUGUGUUUGGUUAGUUUCUCGCGUUUACCGCUACGUCACGGUUGUUCUCGCUGAAAAUCGGAAAACACAUUGCCCUGUGUUUCAAUUUUGUACCGUGAUGGAACUAAACGAUUUUACACGCAUCGUUUUCAUAUAGUGGUGAUUAAUUGGCAGCAACAUGUCACCGGCUCUGGGCACGGUGCUGCGAUGGCGCCGCGAAGCCGGCCCUCCAGAGGCCGUCGUCGAGGAUGUUAAAGAGACAAGUCCACGCCCAGAAAAUACUACCGAAUCCGUGAUGACUCCAUUAGCAUCAACUACAAUGGCUCCAACUCAAGCGUCUAUAGGUGAACAAGCUGCGAACCUAGCGCGGGGAAUGAAUUUGGAGACGUGGCAGCUGGUCGCCAUUCUUGUGGGUGUCGGUGUGGUGAUUCUGGGGAUAUGUUUCUGCUGCAUCAGGAGAUGUUUCCGAAAGCGACGCUCCAAGGAUGGCAAGAAAGGGAUGAAGGGUGUCGAUCUAAAAUCCGUCCAGCUGUUGGGUUCAGCAUACAAAGAAAAGCCUGAUAUGGAGGAGCUCACGGAAAACGCUGAGGAACCCGACGAUGGUGAUUCCAAAAAAGAGGAACAAAAGCUCGGAAAACUUCAGUACAAGCUGGAAUAUGACUUCAACAGUAACAGUUUGUCAGUGACCGUAAUCCAGGCUGAGGACUUACCGGCCUUGGACAUGGGCGGAACAUCUGACCCUUACGUGAAAGUAUAUCUUCUUCCGGAUAAGAAGAAGAAAUUCGAAACUAAAGUUCACCGAAAAACAUUGAGCCCUGUUUUCAAUGAGACGUUCGUGUUCAAGAACGUGCCAUACGCUGACGCAAUGAACAAGACCCUUGUAUUCGCCAUUUUCGAUUUUGAUCGCUUCUCCAAACACGAUCAAAUCGGUGAGGUGAAGGUACCAUUAUGUCAAGUGGAUUUGGCACAGACAAUCGAGGAAUGGCGUGAGCUUCAGAGUGUUGAAGGUGAAGGAGGUCAGGACAACAAGCUGGGAGACAUUUGUUUCUCAUUGCGUUACGUACCUACGGCUGGAAAACUAACUGUUGUCAUACUGGAAGCCAAGAAUCUAAAGAAAAUGGACGUCGGUGGUCUCUCAGAUCCGUACGUAAAGAUUGCACUUAUGCAAAACGGCAAACGUCUGAAGAAGAAGAAAACAAGCAUCAAGAAAUGCACGCUGAAUCCCUAUUACAACGAGUCAUUUACUUUUGAAGUACCAUUCGAACAAAUACAGAAAGUGAAUCUAGUAAUCACCGUGGUGGAUUAUGAUCGUAUUGGCACAUCGGAGCCUAUUGGCAAAGUUGUGCUUGGUUACAACGCGUCGGGAACUGAACUACGCCACUGGUCCGACAUGCUGGCCAGCCCGCGACGCCCCAUCGCUCAGUGGCACACCCUUAAGGAUCCCGAUGAUGGAGAAAAGAAGGACUAAAGACAAAUACAAAUCAAAGACAAGCCUCAAGAACAACAUCAGAGUGAAGACAAGAAGACAAUUAGAUAUAAUUUACUGUUUAUUGUGAAUUCUUGUGUUCUGUGCGCUAGUAGAUACUCUAUUUAACCAGACAUUUCAUUAAAGCUUCUUCGAUGUAUCGAUACCAACAUUAUGAAAGGAAUCGUAUGCCUUUGUGGCUUCUUAGAAAAAUUUUAGUGUAAAAAAUGCUAUAAUUAUCGUUAACCGAAGAUGAAACUAAUAAUAGAAUGCACAGGUAGGUAUACAGUAAAAUAUUAAAGGCAAACACCAAAAAUGUUCUCAUUUCAUUAGUUUCAGAAUAUCAACAUUGAAUAAAAAGCGCGUACGCUCCAAUAAAUUUCGGUUGUCUAAUUUGGCAUGUAAAUACCUACUACAUUAAAUCUCAAUUCUGGUCUAGUAAAAUAUUUUCAUUAGUAUAUACAACGUAAUUCUACAUACCUACCUAAAUACUCAUUACGGUUAGUUAGUAAACGGUUGUGUACAAAUUGGAUACUUUUAUUUAUAGCUUAAAAAUUCCUAAAUUUCUUAGGAAAACGUUGCAAUGUUUGAACAAACUAUAUAAAUUAGCGUUUGUAGCGUCGUAUGUGAUCGUACCAACAUAUAAUAAAUGUAAUAUUAAAAUAUUUAUGUAACCAAAAAAAUCGUCUAAUAAAUAACGGUAAUCUAUAUAUUAUGUAAAUAAGUUGAAUCCUGUUAAAGUUAUUACAUUCUAUUUUACUAUUGUAAGUGUUAUAGUGUUGAUACCUUUUUAUUAUUGUAGGAAAUAAUGCUCCUCCACAGAAGAGAAUGUUUUUGUGAUCAAUAAUUAAUUAUUUACCUUUGUUAAGAUUAUUUAAUAAUUUCCAAUAUUACUCUCUUCUUGUGAGGAACAAAGGGCCUAUUGCAUAGGUACGUAAUUUAAUAAAAUUAUUUAUCAACUAGACAUGACAUUGUUUUAAGUUUAUAUUAAAUACCAUAGGAAAGUAUUUGUCACUUUUUAAGUUCACAUUUUAUCAUUCACUACUUUAAUUGUUAUAAUUUUAUUAUGUACCUAUAGUCUAUACCUAUCUAUUGUUUUGAGUGUGCGCGUGUGUGUGUUAGAAGUUGAAAUUAAUAACCUACGUUCAUAGAUAAUAGUGAUAAUACACUUAAUAUUCGACCUACAUUUACAUUGUAUCAUCGAAUCUAGUCAGUUAAAUUUUGACUAAAAAUUAAAAUAACAUUAUAUUUAUUCAAAGCUCAUCAAUGAAAACAUUCUAUGAUUAAAUUAACGGUGAUGAGAAUAAAAAUACCUACCUACUUUUAUUGAAAAAUUAUGUAACUACAUAAACCUCUACCUCUUAAUAAAUAGAAAAUGCAGUUUAGUAAGGUCGUUGAAAUCCUCCAAAGUUUGUGUGCAUUAAUGGAUUACGUGUUAUGACAAAUGUAUCUUAGCUAAAGCUUGACUGUUGUUAAUCUCAAAGUUCGUGUUAAUGUAUAAUAUAAUAUAAUCACAUGUUAAAACUCACGAUCGCAUAACAUAUUAUUCUUAGGAGAGACUAGAAAUAUCGGGAGACGGGCUUCAACUAUUUAGAAGUGCACCAACACGAAUGUAGGCAUAGAACUCCUUGUGGUUCAAAUACAAUAUUUAACGAAUUAAAAUAAAAUAAUAUAUUAAUGAAUACAACAUAGAUAUAUAAAAUAUAUAUUUAUUAUUAUUUAUUUAAAUGCAACACAUUAACAAGCCGCAACAUUAAAAAUAAAAUUAUUGUAUAAAUCUAUUAAGUGCGGGUAUAAAGGCUUAGGUUUUUAACUUUGAUUUUGAAACUCUUUCGAAAAUUAUACUCUAACAUCUUUUUUUUCACUUUAUAGUACUAUAAAUAUAUUAUAAAUUCUGCCUAUGAUUUUGUAAAGUCCUAUUGCGAAUACCUACCUGAACUAAUUUUUAAAUAUAUGAAAAAGAUCAGAUUAAAACAGUGAAUCAACAACUCAUAGAUGUAUUUUCUUUUGUAUAGCACUUGGAGACGUACUGUGGUGCUGCGUCAGUUCAAUUAAAAAUAUGAAUCUUCCAGACUCAAGGUAGUAUCUUAUAUACCUUCAAAAUGCUUUUAAUUAAAAAAUCUCAAGACGGUUAAAUCAGUUUUGUCCAUGUAUGAUGCAUCGUAUAAAAGGGUCAUUUAAAUAAUGUAACAACUUCAGAUUGUAAUAAAUAUGGCUUUUUACAGCCUUUACAAUUAGUAAAGACAUAAAGUAAAGAUGUUUUUAGCCAUCCUCACUUUACACUACCCUCCUCAAGCCACAAACAAUGGCACCUUAUUGUUAUACAAAUUAGUACCACGAUACCAAACACUACAGUAAACUGUAUAAAAAUAAAUUUACAAUAUUUCAUUAAAUUCCUUUAUUUAAAUUAUCAAGUUUUUUUUAAAGUCAAACAUAAAUUUAAUUUAAUUUGAAUCACUUAAAUCUCGUAGACUUUAGUUUACAUAAUUACUAUUUUAAAAAUUUAUCAGUUUCCUUACCAUUUUUUUAACUAAUUUGUUUUAUAUUAUCUCAAUACAUACUCUGUUAUAUAAUCCAAGAUUAUCAAUGACUUAGAAACAAUUUUUUUAUUUUUUUAGUUUUUAGAAUAAUUAGCAGGUAUGAUAUAAAUAUGUAUCGAUAUUUUAAAAAAAUGUAGGAGUCUUUAAAAUGUAGAAAAUUAGAUAUGCUUUUUCAAUUAUAAUAUCAGGGUUACUGUUUCUUUGGCCAUAUUAUGCACUGGUAAAAUGAUACUUAUUACUUUACUAUCACACAAUUGUUGUCAUAAACAUAAUGUAUAUAAACUUAUCACUAAAAUUGAUUGAUAAAGUUGUCAUAUCAUAUGCCAUUUAAAUGGAAAUCAUUGAUAAUCAUUAUCUUGUUUACAAAAUUUAUUAUGAAAUUUCAUUGAAAAACACAUAUGUUUUAUUUUAAUAUUAGAAUGAUUUAGUUUAAGAAUUUAUUAAAUAAUGAAUUAUGUAACUAUGAAACAUGUCUAUAAUACAUUAUGACAUAGA